Ilex paraguariensis (yerba mate) is the source of this 1261-nucleotide messenger RNA. Lineage: Eukaryota; Viridiplantae; Streptophyta; Magnoliopsida; Aquifoliales; Aquifoliaceae. The record is from the annotation of a GenBank genome assembly.
AUGGAAGCGAAACCACAUGAUGGGUGUUCUGUAACCAUACCGCUACUGCUUGGCAAUGAUGAGAAGCAGCAUGAGCUUAGUUUGGAAGAAGCUGAGGGAGUGGAUUCAAUAGGUUGCCACUCCAUUACAGGCACAACCUCCUUCUUCAAGACCUGUUUUAAUGGUCUCAACGCUUUAUCAGGAGUUGGAAUAUUAUCGGUACCAUAUGCAUUAGCAUCAGGAGGGUGGUUAAGCUUGAUACUUCUUCUUAUUAUUGCCAGCACAUCCUUCUACACAGGCUUGUUAAUUCAAAGGUGUAUGGAUAUAGAUCCAUCUAUAAGAAGCUAUCCUGAUAUCGGCGAACGAGCAUUUGACGUGGGAGUUCUCGAAAUUUUCGGGCUUAGAAUUGGUGGAAGACAAUGCUUUGUUCUAAUUGUUAGCCUCAUUAUACUCCCAACUGUUUGGUUAAACAGCAUAAGCUUUCUCUCAUAUAUCUCUGCCACUGGAGUUUUAGCUUCUUUCCUCAUCCUCGGUUCAAUUUUGUGGGCUGGCGUGUUUGAUGGCAUUGGAUUUCAAGAAAAUGGAACGCUUCUGAAUUGGAAUGAAAUACCUACCUCUGUUAGCCUAUACGCGUUUUGUUAUUGUGCUCAUCCGGUUUUCCCCACCCUAUACACGUCUAUGAGAAAUCCGAAACUCUUCUCUAAGGUCUUGCUCCUAUGCUUUCUGUUGUGUACCAUUACGUACGCAUCAAUGGCAGUUUUUGGGUACCUAAUGUUUGGUUCAGAGGUAGAGUCACAAGUAACAUUAAACCUUCCAACCGAGAAAAUUAGCUCAAGAGUGGCAAUUUACACCAGCCUGCUGAAUCCCAUUUCAAAAUAUGCAUUGAUGGUUAUGCCAAUUGUCCAUGCUGCUGAAAAUCGAUUGAGAUCUUGUUGCAAUAGAAGAUGGUUGAGCUUUGUGAUCAGCACCACCAUGGUGAUCAGCAGCGUCGUUGUAGCGUUGGCCAUCCCCUUUUUUGGGCUUCUCAUGACACUUGUUGGAGCACUUUUGAGUGUCACAGGUUCAAUUUUGCUUCCGUGUAUGUGCUAUUUGAAGAUUUCUGGUACUUAUCAAGAAUUUGGAUUUGAAUUGGUGUUGAUAUGUGGAAUUGUAGUUAUGGGCCUCUUGAUUGGAAUCACCGGCUCUUACACGUCUUUAGUACAAAUAAUAGAACACUUGUAAAGAUUGUGGCUUUGUAUCCAGUUUUCAAUAAAUUUUGUUUUAUAAUUUGUUAUCAUUUUUG